AGGAGGCAUGGUACAACCGAGAAGGUGGUGAUUCCAAAUGUAAAUCGAAAUUGCAGAAUUAAUUUUUUCUUUACGAGACUUUCUUACUUGAAUAAUACUCGACUUAAAAGAUCUCGUUAAAAGCACUAUUUUCUUUUAAAUUCGUAUCAAUGUCAGGACUUAAGGUGGUUUUAAGUCCACCUUACAAAAUUUUUGUGACAUAUUCAACAAUACGUAAAUUAAUUGAAUACAUUGUUUUCGAGAUUGGAAUUUUGAUUGAAUUAUUUCAACCCUUAACUACACAAGUCUGAUUUUAGACACAUACUUUACAUGACGAAGUCUGUGAGACCUCAAUCUGUGAACCUGGAUUAUGAGGCCAUUAGAACGAAUAGAAUAGCUCAAAUGUAGAGCUUUACAUCGCUCUGCUUUUAGUUUAAACAAAUUUAAUGACCAAGUAUCAAAUAAUAAUUAUGUAGUAGGCUUUUUUUUAAUUCGUUGAAAAUUUAUCUACAGACUAAUUCGGGAGAAAGGCGGGCUAAACAUAAAAUUGGUGAGAUUUUUGAGACCGUACGUGUGUAGUUAAGGGUUAAGCCACCUUAAGUCGUAAUACUGCAUACAAAUUUCGAAGAAAAUAGUGCCCCUAGCGAGACCCUUUAAGUCGAGUAUUAGUCAAGUGCACGUGUAUCCGAUGGAUUUUUAAAUUCGAUUUUCUUAAAAAUGAAAUCUCAUAAAUAAAGUUUAUUCUGCAAUUUCGAUUUACGUUUCCAUGAGGAAUCACGUCCUUCUCGAUUGUACCAUGAUUUCCGCUCCACCCUGUAAAAGUUUAAAAAGCAGACUCUUAAUUAGCAUUUGUGUGUUACUCAAGUGAAUGUAUCGUAUAAAAUAAAAGAAAAGUCCAGAAACAUUGAAAAUUAUGGUCAUCAAAAGAGAGUUGUGGAAUCGCGAUAUUGAAAAAUGGGGGAUUAUCAGUAUAAAGAGGAAGAUGAAAGUAUUAUAAAUAAUAUGACAGACAUGGAUUUGGAAUUUCUUCAAUUCAAUGAAUUGACAACGGACCUCAGAAAUUUAUUGCAUGAAGUGACAAGUGAGUCUGAUUCGGAGAAAAUAACUGAGGUAAAACUGAGAGUGGUGACAAAAUCUGCAGGACUUCACAGGCUUUCUUAUUAUACACCAAUUUUGAAAAAUUUAAUCUUGGACGGAAGCUGCGUAGAAUCUUUACGUGAUUUAGGAUCCUCGCUGCAUAUUCUCGAGACGCUGAGUGUAACCAAGUGUAACCUUAAAAAUUUGGAUGGUAUUUUGGGCUUUCGUAAUUUACAAUGUCUAUUGGCACGUGAUAACUUUAUAACCGACCCGUCGCCAUGUUCGGGAAUUGAAAAUUUGAAGAAACUUGAUUUGGGUAAUAAUGGAAUCGAGGAUAUAAGGAAUUUCCUCUUUCUGAGAGCCUGCACGAAACUCGAAGAUCUAUUUCUUGAAGGGAACAACCUAUUGGAUUACAAAGAAUUGAUCAAGGUUUUUCUACCACAAGUUCAAAUACUCGAUGGUCAACAAUUCACUGAUUCUGUCAGGAAUAAUUGGUCGUUAGAAGGAAAUCAACUUACCAGCAAUUUGUGCACUUUCACUCAGGAAGUACCCAAAGACUCGUCGAUAAACUUUCAGGAGGUUAGUGGCAAGGAGGACCUUGAUGGAGUUCAGGAAAAGAAGUUGGGUUUUGGAAAAGUUAUAUGUGGAAAUUUAGCGACAUCUUUACGAUCUAAGUCGAGGGAGCAGAUCCUAGAAGGGAAGGCAAAUAAAUAAAAUAAAAAUUUACUAUAAAUGGCUGAUUGACAGAUCGAGCAAUUGCAAUACAAUCGUACUGAUAUUAAUUGCAAUAUAUCCAGUGAAGAUGGGAUGAGCAGCUCGUGAUAGUUUCUUGUUAGACACACUGUAUGUAAAAGAUAUAGUGGGGAUAAUAUUAAAGGAGGCCGAAUGAUAUAUGACUUUUCCUUCUCUAAAUUGAGUAACGACUCUUCUAACGCGUCACCUUAAUAUUUGACCUGCAACCUACGUGAUUUUCGGGCCCAUUACAAAGCAUCGCACCACCUUCUAAUGCACUGACAUAUUGAAUUGAUACCGAUGAAUCCAAAGCACGAUUCCCUUAGCUCUAUUCUGGUCUUAAAAGUUAAUUUUGUUGUUCCUUCAUGUCGCGUGUCAGUCACGAGGCGUUCGUGCUACUGCACCAUACUGUAGCAA
This is a messenger RNA of Cephus cinctus (wheat stem sawfly), 2205 nucleotides long. RefSeq names its product leucine-rich repeat-containing protein 56. NCBI's taxonomy places the organism in Eukaryota, Metazoa, Arthropoda, Insecta, Hymenoptera, Cephidae. The coding region runs from base 934 to 1770 and encodes 278 amino acids. The record is from RefSeq and is a predicted model, not a curated record. Gene Ontology annotation, molecular function: protein binding. The transcript is spliced from 5 exons.